Messenger RNA from Aspergillus homomorphus CBS 101889, 1206 nucleotides. RefSeq lists its product as uncharacterized. The annotation marks the transcript as partial. NCBI's taxonomy places the organism in Eukaryota, Fungi, Ascomycota, Eurotiomycetes, Eurotiales, Aspergillaceae. The transcript has a single exon. Gene Ontology annotation, biological process: aflatoxin biosynthetic process; regulation of DNA-templated transcription. Gene Ontology annotation, molecular function: DNA-binding transcription factor activity, RNA polymerase II-specific; zinc ion binding; DNA binding. Gene Ontology annotation, cellular component: nucleus. The record is from RefSeq and is a predicted model, not a curated record.
UCUUCACGAGCCUCAUCUAAGCUGCGCAAAUCCUGUGAUUUAUGUGCGGCUACCAAAGUCGGAUGUACAAAAGAGAAGCCCAGCUGUGCUCGCUGUGCCAAACGAGAUCACCCCUGCGUGUAUAGCACUGCAAAGCGUGCAGGGCGUACAUCGGGGAAAAAUCCAACAAGAGCACGAAGGGAUUCGGCUUUGACGAUGACAGCGACAAUGACAGCCACGGCGUCACCAAGUCCAACAUUCACAUCGGCGCAGGCAAGCGAUACCACGAAUCCGUCCACACCUGGUGGUGGUGGAUUGUCCCCAUCGCUAGAUCUCCAAAGACAAUGCUCGCCGUAUCCCGAUAUCUUCGGGGCCCUGAGAUCGCUAGACGAGAAUUGCCUAUCAUCCAUCCCCGCCUCCUCUUUCCCAGAUUUAGACGAACUGUUCGCAUCGGCAGUAGGACUUCCUCUAGAUCAGCAAGACGAUGCAGCCGCCUUCUUUGACUUCACCCUCGAAGACACCCGCACGUGUCCAUUCCCUGCACCCGAGCCCAUCACCCUCCCUACAUCUCCCGCAUCUGCAGUGCGACCUCAGAUCGAUGCCCUGCCGUCGAUCAGCGUUCCUAACUCGGCCUCCUGCCAAUGCUUGGCUCGUGCUCUUGGCCUCUUAGCCGAUCUCUCCCCGGCCAAUCCGGGGUGUGGCAACGAUCCGGGUGCAACCAUCCCCGAGCUGCCCGAUUUCGAACGCGUUCUCGCCCAAAACGAGCAGACCAGUGAGACCGUCCGCACAAUUCUGCAAUGCAACUGUACCAACGACAGUUACCUUCUCUUCACCUUGUGUCUCGUAGUCUUUCGUGUCAUCGCCUGGUACACCGCGGCCACGGGGGCUGCAUCAGGCGAAGACCCACUCGAACCUGUCCUGCAGGGUCCAGCCUCGACCGACUGCGAGUGUGAGGAUGCGCAGCGCAUCGCCGUGCAGCGGAUUCUCUCCAAGCUCGCAGGCGUUCAGGCCUCCGUUGAUCUGCUGUCGCAGAGGCUGCGCAGAAUCUCGGUGACGGCGGGACAAGAGGAGGCCAGUGACCCCUCGCUGCACAUGACCGGCCCCCUUGCAGGAGGCAUACAUGCGUUCUUAACACCAUUCUCGCCCGGCUUGGUGAACACACUUGAGACAGAUCUGCGGAAGCGUCUUUGUGACCUGUCAAGGGCUAUUGUGGAGCGUCUGCGGCGG